Molecule: messenger RNA, 804 nt
Organism: Emys orbicularis (European pond turtle)
Lineage: Eukaryota; Metazoa; Chordata; Testudines; Emydidae
Gene: HOXC12
Product: homeobox C12
Exons: 2
Coding region: 1-804 (267 amino acids)
Biological process (GO): regulation of DNA-templated transcription
Molecular function (GO): sequence-specific double-stranded DNA binding; DNA-binding transcription factor activity, RNA polymerase II-specific
Source: RefSeq, a predicted model, not a curated record
AUGGGCGAGCAUAAUCUCCUUAAUCCUGGGUUUGUGGGACCUUUGGUGAACAUCCACACGGGAGACACCUUCUACUUCCCCAAUUUCAGAGCUUCCGGAGGACAGCUGCCUGGCUUGCCGUCUCUCUCCUACCCGAGAAGGGACAAUGUUUGUUCUUUGCCUUGGGCAUCCUCAGAGCCCUGCAACGGAUACCCCCAGCCCUAUCUCAGCAGCCCCGUGUCCAUUAACCCUUCUUUCAGCAGAGCGUGCGACCUAGCUAGAGUGGAGGAGAGCAAAUGCUACUACAGGGAGGCUUGCUCCGAGACUGCCAGCCUCAAGAGGGAGGAAAGGGUCAGGGACAAUGCUUUGAUGCCACUUGAACCUGGGAUUCCCAAUGGAAUGAGCGGCAAUUUCAGCAAAUAUGACUAUCCGGCGUCUGAGACUGUGUCCCACGAUCCCCCUUCUUGUCAGUCCUUGGAGUCAGACUCCAGCUCAUCCUUACUCAAUGAAGGGAAUAAGGGCUCUUCCAGCGAACCAGCCACAAUGGUCUCGCCUAUCAACCAAGGAAGCAAUCUGUCCACUGGUGGUGCUCCUUGGUACCCGAUGCAUACAAGGUCCCGGAAAAAGCGAAAACCCUAUUCCAAGCUUCAGCUAGCAGAGUUGGAAGGGGAGUUUAUGGUCAACGAAUUCAUUACCCGCCAAAGAAGGAGGGAGCUCUCAGACCGAUUAAACCUGAGUGAUCAGCAGGUGAAGAUCUGGUUCCAGAACCGACGCAUGAAAAAGAAAAGACUGCUUCUGAGGGAGCAAGCUCUUUCUUUCUUUUAA